AGCAUCAGGUCUUCAGGUCUAGAAAGCCACGCCAGUUUCAUAAGAGGAACAUCUCUGAUUGGGGUGGGGCUCAAGUUUCGACGGUUCCUGUGGGGUGCUUGGCUUCGUGGCCUGUGGUUUUGGACCUGAUGGACGUCUACAAAAGCCCAGUGGGGCGGAGACCUACAACCUAGGAUCAUCCUUCUGUGGCUUUAUCAGCUGGGAGUCAACCAAUCAAUCAGGAAGACAUUUCCAUUUUGUGCUCCGGGAUUGGAGUGAACUGUCACCAGCCAGUCAUCCAUGCGUUGUUUUCAGAGUUGAGAGACGAGAACAAUCCGAAUUAGAACAUGGAGGAUUCAGAGUCGUACAAAACUGUCUUUUCACUGGGGCCGUUCAAGAUCCGGAAGCAACAGAAUGAACCCCCAAUGGAGCAAGCUAAAGCGGCGCCCCAAAUCCCUGCAGAUAUCAUAGCUGCUCCUCAGAUGGAGGAAGAUGGCUCGGCCCCACCGGAUUAUGAGACCACCAUUGAUGCCUGCCCGCGGUAUGAAUUCUAUGCCAACUCAGCACCACCUGGGCGUCGGAAAGUCCGGCCGUCACUGGACAUGCUCAGAAAUGCAGAACCGACAUCUCAUGAUUCCAGUACCAAGGAUGGGGAAGACAAAGAUGUGGAAGCUGACGAAGAACCAGAAAUAGAACCUGUUCGUUUUGGUUGGGUGACCGGAGUCAUGAUUCGGUGCAUGUUGAACAUUUGGGGCGUGAUCCUUUACCUCCGUUUGCCAUGGAUAACUGCUCAGGCUGGGAUUGGGUUAACUUGGUUGAUCAUUUUAAUGUCCUCCGUCGUGACCAGCAUCACUGGGCUCUCCAUUUCAGCCAUCUCCACCAAUGGCAAAGUCAAAGCGGGAGGCACCUACUUCCUCAUCUCCCGCAGCUUGGGACCAGAACUUGGUGGCUCCAUCGGUCUUCUCUUCUCCUUUGCCAACGCUGUCGCAGUGGCUAUGCAUGUGGUGGGAUUCUCAGAAACAGUCAAGGAUCUUCUAGUGGAGACUGAUUCAAUCAUGACUGACCCAGUGAAUGACAUCCGUAUUGUGGGUGUGAUCACCGUCACGGGUUUGAUGGGCAUUGCUUUGGCAGGCAUGGAAUGGGAGGCGAAGGCUCAGGUUGUGUUCUUCUUUGUCAUCAUGGUCUCUUUCGUCAACUACUUCGUUGGGACACUGAUCCCAGCCUCGCCGGAGCGGAUGGCCAAAGGCUACUUCAGCUAUCGUGGUGACAUUUUUCUGGAGAACAUUGGGCCCGAGUGGAGAGGCGAAUCUGGAAGCUUCUUUGGCAUGUUCUCCAUUUUCUUCCCAUCAGCCACAGGGAUCUUAGCUGGUGCCAACAUCUCAGGAGAUCUAAAGGACCCAGCAGUGGCCAUCCCCCAAGGGACUCUAAUGGCCAUCUUCCUAACCACAUUGACAUACCUGGCUAUUGCUGCCACCAUUGGUUCCUGUGUGAUCCGCGAUGCCACCGGCAGCAUAAACGACACUCUGGGAGCCGGCAAUUUCACCGGUGGGGAUUGCGUCGGCUUGGGCUGUAACUACGGGUGGAACUUCACCGAGUGCACCUUGUCUGGAACUUGCGAAUAUGGGUUGGCCAAUGAUUACCAGACCAUGAGCAUGGUGUCAGCAUUCAGCCCUCUCAUCACAGCUGGGAUUUUUGCUGCCACUCUCUCUUCUGCCUUGGCCUGCCUCGUCUCUGCUCCCAAAGUCUUCCAGUGUCUCUGCCAGGACAACCUCUAUCCUCUCAUCGGCUUCUUCGCCAAGGGAUACGGAAAGAACCAGGAGCCCUUGAGAGCCUACGCUUUGACUUUCAUCCUGGCAGUUGCCUUCAUCCUCAUUGCUGAGCUGAACACCAUUGCACCCAUCAUCUCCAAUUUCUUUUUGUGCUCUUACGCCCUGAUCAAUUUCAGCUGCUUCCAUGCCACCAUCACCAAGUCCCCAGGCUGGCGGCCUUCUUUCCGGUACUUCAGCAAGUGGACAGCCCUCUUCGGAGCUAUCAUCUCUGUGGUCAUCAUGUUCCUGCUGGCCUGGUGGUCGGCCCUCAUCGUCGUUGGAAUAAUCUUCGUCAGCUUGGCAUAUGUCACUUACAAGAAACCUGAGGUGAACUGGGGAUCCUCGGUGCAAGCUGGUUCCUACCAAAUGGCCCUUUCGCAUGCAAUGAGCCUGAGUGAUGUGGAAGACCAUGUCAAGAACUUCCGACCUCAAUGCCUGGUGCUCUCAGGUCCGCCCAACUUCCGCCCAGCCUUAGUGGACUUUGUUGCCGCCUUCACCAAAACUGUGAGCCUCAUGAUAUGCGGGAAUGUAGCAGAGCCACACGAUUUCUCAUGUGCCGAAAACUACAAUGAACAACUCCGGUGGCUUAAUGCGCGCAAGAUCCGCUCAUUCUACAACUUUAUUACCACUGAGAACUUAAGAGCUGGAGCCACGAGCCUCAUGCAGGUCUCUGGUCUGGGACGCCUCAAACCCAACACGGUAGUCUUGGGUUACAAACACAACUGGCAAACUGACUCUCCCCAAAACAUGGAGAAUUAUGUGGGCAUAAUCCAUGAUUGUUUUGAUUUGAGUGUUGGAGUCUGUGUGCUUCGGAUGCGUGACGGAUUGGACGUUUCCCGGACGGUGAAGGCCCAAGUGAACAUGGGCUUUGACGAUACAGAAGGAGCCAUUGGACGGGAGAGGCAGAGACGUGAAACUUUCAAAAUGGUUGGUGCUGAUACACACUUGGAGACAUAUUUCCAGGGCAACCAGAAGAAGAAAAACAUUGACAUAUAUUGGCUCUUCGAUGAUGGUGGGCUGACCCUUCUCAUUCCUUACCUCCUCACUCGUCGAAAACGCUGGAGCCGCUGCAAAGUCCGAGUCUUCCUCAGCAGCCAGAUCACCAAUGCUGAAGAGCACAGAGAAGAGAUUCAGUCUUUGCUGAACAAAUUCCGUUUGGGCUUUAAUGAGGUUGUGGUGCUGCCUGAAAUCAUGUGGAGGCCAGAAGAGACGAGUCGCAAAGAAUUUGAGGACCUGAUUGCCCCGUAUCGACUCAAUGAGGGCCAGAAAGGUGUGGAUACGGUGGAAGAGAUGAAGAUGGAAGCACCAUGGAAGGUCACAGAUGAAGAUCUCAGAAUCUACAAGAAAAAGUCCGAACAGCACAUGCGUCUCCAUGAGAUUCUGCAGGACCAUUCUCGAAAUGCAGCCCUCAUUGUCAUGAGCCUUCCUGUGGUGCGGAAAGGGGCCUGUCCAAGCGCCCUGUACAUGGCUUGGCUUGAGACUGUCUCCAAGGGGCUGCAUCCACCCGUCGCCUUCAUCCGAGGGAACCAGGAAGACGCUCUCACCUUCUACUGCCAGUAAGAAGCAGCAAGACCUCCAAGAAGUACAAUGCAAGAGACUACAUGGAACAUCACUCCUAAGGACAGCCUAGCAGGCUCCUGUG
Molecule: messenger RNA, 3429 nt
Organism: Anolis sagrei ordinatus
Lineage: Eukaryota; Metazoa; Chordata; Lepidosauria; Squamata; Anolidae
Product: solute carrier family 12 member 3-like
Biological process (GO): potassium ion homeostasis; cell volume homeostasis; sodium ion homeostasis
Cellular component (GO): apical plasma membrane
Molecular function (GO): sodium:potassium:chloride symporter activity
Source: RefSeq, a predicted model, not a curated record